Cyclocybe aegerita is the source of this 1248-nucleotide messenger RNA. Lineage: Eukaryota; Fungi; Basidiomycota; Agaricomycetes; Agaricales; Hemipholiotaceae. The record is from the annotation of a GenBank genome assembly.
AUGGGAACCCAUUUCCGCGAUUGGUCUGGGGAUGGUCUAUUCAGCUACGACUAUCUCUUUCUUCGUGCUACAGUCGUUAUCGGUCAACUUCGAUGUCUCUCAUCCGCUUACGCUCUGCUUGCCGGCCUACUCAUCUGGCUUGUAGUCGUACGCCUCUUACGUUGGAGGCACUACAAUGCAAUCCAUAGCGAGUACGGGCCGAAGUGGAAUGACGGCAAGGGCAGCAUUACUCCCGAGGAGGCACAGAAGAUCGUGAACCUCUCGACGCUGUACGAUAUGCCCUUAUUGACAUACUAUGCAUUGUCAUUUGGACUCGUUGGGUCGUAUGCGAUACCAACCAUUGCCAAGCUUCUUUAUUCGACGAAGCAAGUAAAAUCACCAGAAGCGAUCUCACGGCGUUAUGUUGAUACGGAAAUCUUCGUCACCACAUGGCUCAACUGCCCCAUGUCGGGCUUCGUGGACCUACAUGCCGGAGAGAAGCGCAUGUCCGGCGAUAAGCAACAACCGGCUGAGGACCCUCGGGCAAUGAUUGCGCUUGCAAGGGUCAAUUACCUCCAUUCUCAAUACAAAAUCCUGAAUGAGGACUACAUGUAUACGCUGUCUCUUUUCAUACGAAACACCAUCGUAGACCGUUUUGGAUGGCGUCGCCUCUCUCCCCUGGAGAAGGAGGCUUAUUACGUGUACUGGGCAGAAAUCGGAAGAAGAAUGAAGAUUCAAGAUAUUCCAGACAGUCUGGACGAAUUCACAAGAUGGAGCGAGGACUACGAAGAAAAACGCCGAGUUCCUCGUCAAGAGAACCAUGCCCUAACCGACUCUACGCUCAACGACAUCUUGCCAGUUCCAAAUGCUUUCGGUAUCAAGGCUCUGGCCAAAAAGAUGCUCCUAUGCUUCGUAGACGAGGGCAUGAGAAAGGCUACUAUGUUCGAAAAUCCGCCUUGGUACACCUUCCUACUUGUCAACAUAGCGAUGGGUGCAAUUGCUUUCUGCCAAAGAUGGUUGAUGCUCCCCGAGUUUACUCCUCGCUCUGUCGUCGACAUGGACGUAUCUCCCAAGUACCUCAAAAGCGGUCAAUUCCCUCGCCUCCAUCCCAGAAUAUGGGGAUCGAUCCCGUGGUAUAGACCCGAAGCUACAGGGCUGGGCUAUCUUCGAGAUCGGUUACUUGUUGCGCUUGGGUGGUAUGCAGAAGCACCGGGGCCGAGGUUGAGGAGCCAAGGGUAUCGGCUUGAAGAAAUGGCAAGCUCUCCUUAA